This is a messenger RNA of Mesoplodon densirostris (Blainville's beaked whale), 384 nucleotides long. RefSeq names its product calcitonin receptor-stimulating peptide 1-like. The record is from RefSeq and is a predicted model, not a curated record. Gene Ontology annotation, cellular component: extracellular region. NCBI's taxonomy places the organism in Eukaryota, Metazoa, Chordata, Mammalia, Artiodactyla, Ziphiidae. The transcript is spliced from 3 exons. The coding region runs from base 1 to 384 and encodes 127 amino acids. Gene Ontology annotation, molecular function: hormone activity; calcitonin receptor binding.
AUGGGAUUUUGGAAGUUCCCCUGCUUCCUGGUCCUCAGCAUCCUGGUCUUGUACCAGGCAGGCAUGCUCCACUCAGCGCCAUUCAGGUUGGCUUUUGAUAGUCGUUUUGAUCCUGCUACACUCAAUGAGGAGGAAUUGCGCCUCCUACUGGCUGCAAUGGUGAAUGACUAUGAGCAGAUGAGGGCCCGUGAGCUGGAGAAGGAGCAGAAGACAGAGGGCUCCAGCAUCACUGUCCAGAAGAGAGCCUGCAACACUGCAACCUGCAUGACCCAUCGGCUGGCAGGCUUGCUGAGCAGAUCUGGGAGCAUGGUGAAGAGCAACAUGUUGCCCACCAAGAUGGGCUUCAAAAUCUUUGGUGGGCGUCGCAGAAACUUUUGGAUCUGA